CUUCUUCUCCUCCAACCGUUAGCAGAGACGGGGACGGGGGCGGGGGCCGUUAAUCGUGAUUCCCCUGGAGUUGCUUUCUGGGCCUGCCCUGCCUUUUCCUGGCACCAGCUGCCGCCUCCUGAUUGGCUCUCCUGGAGUUCCCUCCGUCCCCUGCGCUCCUCCCCCUCUCGGCGUUUGAAUUGAGAGCAUAUUUAGAGGGAAAGUUGCCUGAGCUCCCAGAUGCAAUGCCAAAGGCCCUAACUCUCCCACUAAGCUGUCCUGUGAGCCUAGGCUACCUUCCUGAACCUGAAUCUCUGGAGGGGCAGUUGCUCACGCAUGCUGCAGAAGAUAAGAGGAAAAAAGUCAAGAUACUUCUGAAGAGGGGUGUGGACGUGGACUGCUACAAUGCAGCUGGACAGACAGGUCUGUAUCUUGCUGCCUUACUGGGACAUGCCUCUGUGGUCCGUCUCUUUCUGCGCUUCAAUGCCAACCCCAACCACCGUUGUUACGAUGGUAGCACCCCAGUCCACGCAGCUGCUUUCUCUGGCCACCAAAGACUUCUUGGUAGCAUCCUGCAAGCUGGGGGUGAUUUGAGAUUCCAUGAUCAAAAAGGCCGAACCCCUAAAGACUGGGCCCAGCAAGCUGGGAGUGAGCAGAAUGCUGAGGUCAUGGACUUCAUACAGCAGUGUUGUAAUCAGAUGGCUAUCCUCGUGCAACAUGGGGACCAGUCACUUUACUCAAAAGCACUAGGAGCAUCUCCACGCAGCCUCCGGUCCUCUUUCUCGUCACUCCUGUCUGCCUCCUUCUGGUCUUUGGACAGCUCCGGGAUUCUGGGAAGCUCCAGGGACCAAACUAUUGGAUAUGGAAAAAUCUACCCAAGCAGACACCAGCAGCCGGGGCUUGCUGCCUUCAUAUGCAUUGCAGACAGCAGUGAGCUGAUCAGAGGCCACGGAGAACCAGAUUAUAGCUACCCAAAUGGACCAUACACAUUGAUGAGAAAUUUACUAUGGAAUGGGCAGUUUGUCACUGUGCGAAGCGUAAUGCCAGAAGCACACUCCAACUGCAGUAAAAUGCGUGGCACCAUGGACUUGCUUCUAGCUGAACAAGAAUACUUCAGCCAGCUCCACCAUCCCCAGCUCCUGCUCCUCUUGGCCGUGAGUCCAUCCCUAGAUCUGCAACAUCUCCAGCUUGUGUAUGAGAGAGUUGAGAUGUGUUCUCUCUACUAUGCCUUGCACUGUGAGAAUUCUGGCUCCCCAACACCCUCUGCAGCUCUGCGCCUCCUGCUGCAGGUCUCUGAAGCUCUCUUGUUUCUUCACUUCCGUGGCUAUAUCCACCGGGCUGUGACAUCUCAUGCAGUUCAGCUGGUGAGACCCGGGCUUGCCAAGCUCAGCAACCUUGAGUACAUGCAGCAGAGGACACAGAAAGAUAGCCUGACUUGGCCCAUUUCUCCACCUCCACCUCUUUACAAUUGGCUACCCUUGGAAGUCAUUAGAGAUCGCCCGACCUCAGUGAACUCUGACCUCUACAGCUUCUGCACUGUGAUCCAGGAGAUCUUCACAGGUGAAGUUCCUUGGGAUGGAUUGGAUGGCCUCGCUGUGAAGGAGAAGAUGGAGGCAGGACAGGCUCUCUUGGCUGAUGCCCGUAUCCUCCAACCUUUUUAUGAGAUAGUCAAAGGUGGCCUGGCCUUGAAGGAACGUGAUCGAGUGGGCACUUUCCCUGACAUACGCUAUGUUUUGCGGACAGCUCAACAGGAUGCCACAGGGGGUACCCCUCUGCUUUCUUCAGCAGCAGCAUCUCCCAAGAAGCUCUGUGUGUGGGCAGGACAAACAGAAACUGAUGGAGAAUCAUCCUUCCCAAUCAUUCCUGAAGAGCCACCUUAUUUUGAGGUGCAAUCCAGCAGCAGGAGUGCAGAACAGACGACAUCCAAUGUUCAGUCUGAGAGCCAUUCAACCAGACAGGCACAGAAAGAAGAUGACCAACAGGAAAGCCCUCCUUGCAAAUCCUCUCUAGGACAGCACCAGACAUCAGACUCAGACAGCACAUGUGAGCCAGGGAGUAGUGCUGAAGAGUCCAUGGAGUCCAGCAAUAAGAGCUUAGAGUCUGCAGACAUGGUAGACACUGCUGCCAACCAGGAGGCAACAUUUGUAGGUAGUCUGCAAGAUUCAGCCUGCCUAUUGGCUAAGGCCCAAGCCUCACUAGAAACUCUUGAGCAACGUUUUGUAUCUGGGAUCAACAUGUUAGAGUCUUUUGUCAACCAGCAAAGAGCACCAGGUCGAAGCAGUCGCAGUGAUGGAGCUCUGCCUACACGGGUUGUAAUGGAAAAAUGCAAGGAUUACACCGAAAAUCGCUCCCUACAGACACUCAUUGAUUUAUCAGCCAAGGCCAGGAAAAAAACCAAGCGAACCCCUGUCUCAGCUAAGAUUUGCCGUAGAUGGGAAAGCACCACCGAAGGUCCUCUUUGUAGCUCGCAGACGUUUGACCUCCUUCAGGAGAUAAUUCAGGAGCUGCAGGGAACCGGUGAUUCCCACACUGUGAGCCAGAGACAGCAAGCAAAAAGUGGAAAAUGUAGUGUCUCAGGGAAGACAAAAGCAGCUCCAGUCCCUGUCACAGGGCGAGAGAACAUUGCUAAUUCAAAGGAGCAGUGAGAGAUCAUCGCCACUUCCAUUCUUUUGGAAACUGGACUGGAAUCAACCUGCGCUUCAUUUUUGAAAUAAAAGUGAUCUGUUUCCUCAUUUAGUUUAACAACUAGUAUGCACCCCAAGAAUCCAGUACCCUUCAUUCACAGCCUCUGAUAAUCUACUCUCAGAAGAAAUUAAGUCUGAAGUGGCUCAGAAGAUUUUAUGGCCUUCGAUGAAAAUUCUGUUCAUCACUUUUGUUAAAACAAGACCAAUAAAGCUUUCAGAGUACUCAG
Hemicordylus capensis (graceful crag lizard) is the source of this 2890-nucleotide messenger RNA. RefSeq names its product inactive serine/threonine-protein kinase TEX14-like. The transcript has 20 exons. Bases 225 to 2624 code for a protein of 799 amino acids. NCBI's taxonomy places the organism in Eukaryota, Metazoa, Chordata, Lepidosauria, Squamata, Cordylidae. Gene Ontology annotation, biological process: mitotic spindle assembly checkpoint signaling; male meiotic nuclear division; attachment of spindle microtubules to kinetochore. Gene Ontology annotation, molecular function: ATP binding; protein kinase activity; protein binding. The record is from RefSeq and is a predicted model, not a curated record. Gene Ontology annotation, cellular component: intercellular bridge; midbody; kinetochore.